Hippopotamus amphibius kiboko is the source of this 1028-nucleotide messenger RNA. RefSeq names its product NDUFA4 mitochondrial complex associated like 2 (gene COXFA4L2). The record is from RefSeq and is a predicted model, not a curated record. The transcript is spliced from 4 exons. NCBI's taxonomy places the organism in Eukaryota, Metazoa, Chordata, Mammalia, Artiodactyla, Hippopotamidae. The coding region runs from base 88 to 351 and encodes 87 amino acids.
ACCCGACCCCUCCCCAGAGAGGGGCGGGACCCCAGGAGGAGCAAGGGAGCAGGGCUGCCGGAGAGGACCAAACACUGGAGAGACGAUAUGGCAGGAACCAGCCUCGGAGCCCGCUUCUACCGGCAGAUCAAGAGACAUCCCGCGCUCAUCCCGAUGAUCGGCUUCAUUGGCCUGGGCAUGGGCAGCGCUGUGCUCUACUUGCUGCGACUCGCCCUGCGCAGCCCCGACGUGUGCUGGGACCGAAAGAACAACCCAGAGCCCUGGAACCGCCUGAGCCCCAAUGACCAAUACAAGUUCCUUGCAGUUUCCACUGACUAUAAGAAACUGAAGAAAGACCGGCCAGACUUCUAAGCCUGGCUGCAGAGCACGAUGUAAACCACCACCGGCCAGCCUACUCAUUUCUUCCACUCUCCACCCUCAACCCCAGGGCGCCACUCUAGCCACCCUGUCCAGCUCCUGCUUACACAGGCCUGUUCCCACGACGAGGGGAGACAGCUCCACCCCCUCCCUCUUCCCUUGCUCCCAGCAGCGGAAGCGCCUCUGACCCUCAGCUUCAGUCCCACGUGGGGGAGGGGGAGUUAGGAGGGCAGGCAGUAGCCUGGCGGACUCAGAAGGCCCACACCAGCCCCUCUGCCCCGCUACCCGGGCCUCCCAGGGCGUGGUGCCUGCUACGUGCUGAGCGUGGCCUACGUGAGAACCAAGACCAAGCAGAGGCCUGGGUGCCAAGCGACGUGGCGGGCCCCACAUUGGCCCAGGCUUCCGGCGCCAGCCCAGGGGCGGUGCUUCUCUGGCUCGACCGGGCUCGUCCUGACAGCCCAGCCCGCUUGGGACGAGGCACCUACAGCCAGGAAGGCGCAGCUCGCUCCUCCGAGUGCCCAAAUCCCCUGCUUCCUGUGCCAAUGGGCAUCCCUUCCGCCUCACACCUGGGCCUCCCCCUGCCUUCCCCACCCCUCCCCUGCUCCCCUCCAUCCCCUGGGUUCAAACAGAAGCAGCCGUGGGCAAAAUACAAUUUCAUUUAACAAAUUGAA